GACUUCGUUCGGCUGCGUCAGCCCCGCGUUUCGGUCGAACAUCACAAGAGGCUCAUGGAGGUGGUCACGUCUGGAUGGCCCCCGCCAGUCCUGGAAAGUCUAGACGGUCUCAAGGAACAGUCAGCAAAAGUGCGGGCGGCCUAUGCCUUUGCGGCACGGGGGGAGGAGGAUGACCUCAUUGAGCUCUUCCGCGCCCUGACCA
Molecule: messenger RNA, 202 nt
Organism: Symbiodinium sp. CCMP2456
Lineage: Eukaryota; Dinophyceae; Suessiales; Symbiodiniaceae
Source: the annotation of a GenBank genome assembly